ACGAUGAUUGCACAUAUGACAGAAUUAGUCUAGCUUUGCAAAAUUACGGAGAUGUAAUCGUCGGUAAAUAUUUGACAAGCGUCAUAAGUAAAACAAGAUAAGUUGAUAAGUUAAACAAGUAUUAAUAUAUACAAUUGUGUUUCUUCUAUAAUGGGUUUGGGAGAAAUAUACAAUUAUUUAUUCGUAGAAUUAUCACUCUCAUACACUCGCGAAUGGCCACUCAUACCUUCGCCACUUCCAUUAAUGUUAAUAAUUCUCGGAUAUUUGUAUUUUGUUCUUUAUGCUGGUCCUCGUUACAUGAAAGAUCGACCGCCGUAUGAUUUGAAAACCUUUAUCUUAUUUUAUAACGUAAUUGAAAUUCUAGCAAACAUAUGGUUUGUAAAAGAGCAUAUAUCUGCCGGUUGGUUUAAAGAAUUCAGUCUUGUGUUUGUUACGUGUAGAGCACGUAAUGCAAUGGGUCUUGAUCCAAUUAAAAUAUUUAAUAUGAUAUGGUGGCUCAUGUUUUUAAAACUUUUCGAUUUUGUCGAAACGUGCGUAUUUGUAUUGAGAAAGAAACAAAAUCAAGUCUCUGCUUUACAUGUGUAUCAUCAUAUAUCUAAUGUGAUAUUUACUUGGCACUACUUGAAGUAUAUAUUGGAUGAAAGACUAACAAUUGUUACAUUAAUUAAUUGUGCUGUUCAUAUAAUCAUGUAUAUCUACUAUUUCAUGGCUGCAUGGAGUCCGAGACUUCAACAAACGUUAUUUCCCAUUAAACCAUAUAUAACUAAGCUCCAGAUGGUACAGUUUAUUUUCUUGGUAGUAAUUUUAUCGAAUGGUUUCCUUGAUGCAACUUUAAGUUUCAAUUGCGAAAUAGGAUCCACAAUAUUGAGAAUAGCACCUAUCUUUAUUGGAAAUUUAUUCAUAUUUCUAUACUUAUUUUACAAUUUUUAUAAAAAAAGCUACACUAAAAAAUUACAUAAAAAGAAGAGUAAUUAACACAUUAAGAAAUAAUUUUAUGUCUAU
This is a messenger RNA of Monomorium pharaonis (pharaoh ant), 1002 nucleotides long. Its product is annotated as elongation of very long chain fatty acids protein. Gene Ontology annotation, molecular function: fatty acid elongase activity. The coding region runs from base 151 to 975 and encodes 274 amino acids. NCBI's taxonomy places the organism in Eukaryota, Metazoa, Arthropoda, Insecta, Hymenoptera, Formicidae. Gene Ontology annotation, cellular component: endoplasmic reticulum membrane. The transcript is spliced from 4 exons. The record is from RefSeq and is a predicted model, not a curated record. Gene Ontology annotation, biological process: sphingolipid biosynthetic process; fatty acid elongation, saturated fatty acid; very long-chain fatty acid biosynthetic process.